CCCUAACCACCCCAGAGGAGAACUACAGGGAAAUGCUUCACAUCUGACAUCAUGACAGCACUGGAGCCCAGUCUGGAUCAUUUUUACACAUAAUUGAAUUAAUUUUCCACUCCUAGGUUAUGGGGUGUGAAAUUUAAAGGACUCUAUGCUAUCCAGCCACAAAAAGUGUUCAUGAAAAAGGUGGAUAUCCAGUUGGCAGGAACGUCCUUUCCGUUCUUUCAGCAGGCCCGUAUUGUAUACUUUACUCUGCCAGGGACCUACAAUAUGAAGAUGAAUAGGACACGGUCUUUGCCUCCAGGGAGCUCAGAGUCUAGGAGGACACUUCAGGACAGCUGCCAGGAGAAACCUAUGUAGGUUAUUAAAAGGCUUUAUGACAGCCAGGGAGGCAUUCCACACAGAGGAAACAGCAAGGACAGAGGCACAGAAGCAAGAAACUGGUGGCAUGUGCAGCAUGUUCCUGUAGUAUCAGAAAGGGAGAGCUUCAUGUAGGUAACCUUUUAGGGACCUUUCAAUCCAGACAUUCUGUGAUUCUCUGCCUGCUUCCACGGUGGUCAUUUAAUCUUGUAGGCUUAUUUUGGACCAUUGUUUUUCUUCUUGGUGAGUGUUUUCAUAGCCUGCAAGAUGUAUAUAUUAAGUACUCAUUGCUUCCUGGGCUCCCUCUAGCCCACUGUAACUGAGGGAGGUUGUUUGCCACUACCCCUUAAAGCUGGCUAGACACAUGUUUCCAUUUCAGGUUAUUAAGGACAGUUCUUAGGUGGCCAGGUUAUCAAAAUACAUGAACAGUAAAUGUUGCUUCCUGGGUUCUAUCGCUCUAUUAAGAGAUCAGAAAUACCAUCAAGUCAAAAAGCCUCCAUUCUACGGUAACACUUUUUCCAUUCACGUCAGUUAGUCUCUUCACUUAGGGUUUCCAGCUCCUAGAGAGCCUUCCCAAAAUGUGCUCCUUCACCAUCUCUUCCUAUUUAUUUACUUUUGAAGUUUUAUUUAAGUGAUCUCUACACCCCACGUGGGGCUUGAACUCACGGCCAGAGAUGGAGUCAUAAGCUCUUGUGACUGAGCCAACUAGGCACCCCCAUCCCUUCCUAUUUAGAAGUACACAGAAGGUUUCUUACUUAGGACCUGCAUCUAAUACCUCCCCCUGUAUUUAAGUGGUCAAGAAUUUGAUCUCCUGUCAGACUUCCUGAGUUCAAAUGCCAGUUUUUCCACUUACUGGUUGUGUGACUUUGGGCAAAUUUACUCAAGCCCUCUAUUUCAGUUUCCUCAUUUGCAAAAUGAAAAUAACACCAAUUUAAUGCGAUGUUUGUGAGAGUAAGGUGAUAAUAGGUGGGCUCAGUGCCUGGCAUACACUUAAACACUCAGUAUUUGUGCUUUAUCUCCUGUAUGAACUAAUUAUAAUUAACUGAUGAUUGUAAUACCAUUGGUUCCUAUUUCUCAGCUUCAUUGCUCUAUUUCAUUUGAAACUAAAGAAUGAAAGAUAAAUGCCUGCCAUCACCUAGAAUUGGGUUUUGGCCUUCAAGGGAACCUGAGGUUAUUAGCUUUGGAAGCCGGCCUGUAAAUUACUCCUUUAAUUUAUAUUUUUCAUUAAAAGCUCAGCUUGCCUCUUCUUCUAUCGGGGUCUUCUCUGGCCCUGAAACCCCAGUGUUUAGCCAUAAAAUAAGGUUUUAAAAUUAAGCGUCCAUAAUUCUCUCAGCUCCCCACAAGGUGUGGAUUAAUGGAAUUGAUAAGAAGGUGCACAGGAUGUUAUUUUUUACGAAAGCAAAGGCCUGGCCCUAUUUCUUAUCUUUGAAACAAAUCAAGGAGAUACUGCGAUUGGAGUGUAGUGUAUUUAUUUAUGUAUGUGUAGAGCUUUACAAAGAAAACCUCGGUUUGGGUGUCAGGAAAUCUGGGUCCUAAGCUCUUCAUCGCCACCAAGAUGCUGUGACCUCUAACCCUCUGCACAUUCGCUUUGUGACUUGCAGGUUGAACAUUAGGUAAGUAAAGCGCCUAGUAUCACGCCUGGCACACAGAACUGUCCCCCCUUCCCCUGUCAUGACAGGUAGUAGGUCUCUGAAAAUGCAUACCAUUAGGAUAAUGAAAAUGGGUACGCGCGCCAGUGAGAAGGGGCAACCACAUCUCUACACCUCCCACGGAAAAAUGAGCAUGGAAACAGAGUCGCGUUGCAGCUAAGACUACACUUCCCGCUGCCCUUUGCGGCCGGCUCGGUUUGCCUUACCCAGAAUCGCUCCCUCCGCAACCUUGCGUCUUUCCGCGGAGGCCCCGGAUGUAGAAUCCCUCUCUGCUCGAUGGGCGUGGCCUGGCAGUGGCUCUGAGACCUGGGGCUCUCUUAUUGGUUGUGGUCCUUCCGACUGGAUUGGAAGUGAAGGAGGGGGCGUGGGCCAAGGCGCGCGGCGCUCUAGCGACAGCCAAUCAGAAGCCUGGUCGGGCUUUGGCGGGAGGCGGUAAAGCUUCGGCUUUGCAGAUUUGGCGCGAGUGCGGCUGGGCUUUACUGCAGCUGGUGUGUAGUUUAUUCCGGAACUUGCCCUGAAGAAUCCCAGAAGCCGUGUGCGAGAGACGUGAGAAAGAGCCAGCACUGAGCCGUGUUGCCAUCAUGCCUCAAACCCGAUCCCAGUCACAGGCUACAAUCAGUUUUCCAAAAAAGAAGCUGUCUCGGACAUUGGACAAAGCUAAAACUUCUGGUGACACCAAACUAGAACUGACCAAUGUCCAGGCCUCACGCCGUUCUUGUGUAAAAAUUCUGCCUCUCAGCCCCAGAAAACGUCUUGGUGAUGAUAAUCUGUGCAACACUCCCCAUUUGCCACCCUGUUCUCCACCAAAACAAGGCAAGAAAGAGAAUGGCCCCCCUCGCUUCCAUACACCUAAGGGGCGCAGAUUGGUGUUUGACAAUCAGCUGACAAUUAAGUCUCCUAGCAAAAGAGAACAAGCCAGAGUUCACCAAAACAAAAUACAUUCCUCAGUUCGAAAAGGUCAAGAGAUUACAACAAAUUCUGAGCAGAGAUGUCCACUGGAGAAAGAAUCUGCAUGUAUGAGACUGUUCAAGCAAGAAGGCACUUGCUACCAGCAAGCAAAGCUGGUCCUGAAUACAGCUGUCCCAGAUCGGCUGCCUGCCAGGGAAAAGGAGAUGAAUGUCAUCAGGAAUUUCCUGAGGGAGCACAUCUGUGGGAAAAAAGCUGGAAGUCUUUAUCUUUCUGGUCCUCCUGGAACUGGAAAAACUGCCUGUUUAAGCCGAAUUCUGCAAGACCUCAAGAAGGAACUGAAAGGCUUUAAAACUAUCAUGCUGAAUUGCAUGUCCUUGAGGACUGCCCAGGCUGUAUUCCCAGCUAUUGCCCAGGAGAUUUGUCAGGAAGAAGUAUGCAGGCCAGCUGGGAAGGACAUGAUGAAGAAACUGGAAAACCAUAUGACUGCAGAGAAGGGCCCCAUGAUUGUGUUGGUGUUGGACGAGGUGGAUCAGCUGGACAGCAAAGGGCAGGAUGUGUUGUACACGCUGUUCGAAUGGCCAUGGUUAAGCAAUUCUCGAUUGGUGCUGAUUGGUAUUGCUAAUACCCUGGAUCUCACGGACAGAAUUCUGCCAAGGCUUCAAGCUAGAGAAAAAUGUAAGCCACAGCUGUUGAACUUCCCACCUUAUACCAAAAAUCAGAUAGCUGCUAUCUUGCAGGAUCGGCUUGAUCUGGUAUCUAGAGAUCAGGUUCUGGACAAUGCUGCAAUUCAAUUCUGUGCCCGAAAAAUCUCUGCUGUUUCAGGAGAUGUUCGAAAAGCACUAGAUGUUUGCAGGAGAGCUAUUGAAAUUGUAGAGUCGGAUGUCAAAAGCCAGACUAUCCUCAAACCGCUGUCUGAAUGUAAAUUGCCCUCUGAGUCACUGGUUCCCAAGAGGGUUGGUCUUAUUCACAUAUCCCAAGUCAUCUCAGAAGUUGAUGGUAACAGAAUGACUUUGAGCCAAGAAGGGGCACAAGAUUCCUUCCCCCUUCAGCAGAAGAUAUUGGUCUGCUCUUUGCUGCUCUUGACCAGGCAGCUGAAAAUCAAAGAGGUCACUCUGGGGAAGUUACAUGAAGCCUAUAGUAACGUCUGUCGCAAACAGCAGGUGGCAGCUGUGGACCAGUCAGAGUGUUUGUCACUUUCAGGGCUCUUGGAGGCCAGGGGCAUUUUAGGAUUAAAGAAAAACAAGGAAACCCGCUUCACAAAGGUGUCUUUGAAGAUUGAAGAGAAGGAAGUAGAGCAUGCUCUAAAAGACAAAGCUUUAAUCGGAAAUAUCUUAGCUACUGGAUUGCCUUAAAUUCUUUUCUUUUAUACUAAUGACGCUACCUGAAAGUAUCCAGCUGGCAUUUAGAGAUCUCUGGAGUCUUCAUUUUAGUACUUUAUCCAUUCAGUGGCAUUCAAUGGUAAUUUGUGAAAACAAUAUGACCUUUUUUUAACAUGAAACUGAUAAAUUUUAAUCUAUGGAUUCAUGAAUAUUAGUGCAGAAUAAUAAUUUGGGGUCUUAUUUUAUGCAUUAAAAAUUACCAAGUAGACCUUUUUUAAUUAUAUUCACUACCUCCACCUCUUGUGUAUCUCUAACCAAUAUGCUUAUAUUGCAGUACACAAGAUUUAUGUUGUGGAAUGUGCCUGUAUUUACCUCUUAGUUUCUUCAGACAUUGGCAUAUUUUAAAGAACCUUGGGGCUAGAGUAAGAAGAGAGAAAAAGGAUGUUGCAGGAAAAUAAGCAAGUCCACGUGGAGAUCUGGAGAUUUGAUCAAAGAAUUUCUUUCUUUUUGGAGGAUAUUGUGUUUGUGUUGCAAGUGCUUCCACAGUGACAUUUUAAAGACUCAUUGAGCUUCUUGGGCACUCCCAAGGCUGUGGGGGUGGUAAAGGGACAGUAACUGUACGGAUUGUGAAUAUAUUUAUUUUCAAGUUGCA
Messenger RNA from Felis catus (domestic cat), 4883 nucleotides. It is a transcript of the gene CDC6, whose product is annotated as cell division cycle 6. The transcript is spliced from 12 exons. Gene Ontology annotation, cellular component: nucleus. Lineage: Eukaryota; Metazoa; Chordata; Mammalia; Carnivora; Felidae. Gene Ontology annotation, biological process: cell division; mitotic DNA replication checkpoint signaling; DNA replication initiation. Bases 2585 to 4264 code for a protein of 559 amino acids. The record is from RefSeq and is a predicted model, not a curated record. Gene Ontology annotation, molecular function: ATP hydrolysis activity; ATP binding; DNA replication origin binding.